Molecule: messenger RNA, 495 nt
Organism: Triticum turgidum subsp. durum (durum wheat)
Lineage: Eukaryota; Viridiplantae; Streptophyta; Magnoliopsida; Poales; Poaceae
Source: the annotation of a GenBank genome assembly
AUGGCGAGCGGCGGCUACGGCGGCCCCUACUCCUACUACAACCAGCCUGCGGCCGCGCCCUACUACUACGUGCAGCGGCCGGCGAGAGGGGGAGGCGGCGGCGGCUCGCGACCGCCGCUCCACCUCUUCCUGCUGCUCGCGACGCUCCUCCUCCUCGCCGCCACCUCGCUGUACGCGCGGUGUGAGGCGGCGGUGGAGAGCAUGGCACAGCAGCUCCGGCCGUUGCUCAUCCUGUCCCCGCUGCUGCUCAUCGUCGCCGCGCAGCUCUGGGUGGCCACCAGCGGCGACCACCGGCAGGGUGGGGGCGCGCUCGCGUACCUCCUCGAGCAGGUGGCUCCGGCGGACCAGUACUACAGGAGCGGCGCGCCGUAUGGCCGGUGGGACGGCGGCUCGUCGCCGUGGGGUGUGGCGGUGGUGCUCGUGCUCGUCCUGAUCUUGGUCUCGUACCAGUCUUCGUUCCAGGAGUGGCGGUUGUUCCCGCUGCGCGGCCGGUGA